AUGGCGUCUUUACGCAAUAUGUUGGUUCUGACAUUUCUCGUGCUGUCCACUGAGGAAUCGUGGGCUGCUACAAACCACGUAUACAUGUACCCGACCUGGUGUGGUACUACACUGGAGGUCACGGCCGCCAAGGUCAUCUGGCCCGCCACAAACUACAGGGCCGAGGCGAACCUGUACGGCUCCAGUUACGACUGCACCGUGGUAGCGCGCGCCGAGUAUCUCAACCAAACCAUCAACCUGUACGCGAACCUGGCCCUGAGUCAACCCACUGGGGCUGCAGGAACGAUGUCACCGGUGUCCGUUGCCAUGACUACGAUGACGUCAGUGAACAUCACCGCCACGACCCAAGUCGCAAACUCGACCGCAAAUGUUACCAGUGGAAAUCUAGCGACAACUUUGCUACGGCAACUCACUCCUGGACACAGCCAAUCAGGACUCGUCUGGCCCUUACGUCACCUUCAGGUUCGUCAGGAGCGGAAAAUAUCUCUACAACUUCACCAUGUGGUACACGUCUUUCACACAGGUAGCUGUGAGGACGGGAGCACCUGGCUGGAGUGUGCGAGCGGCAGGUGUAUCAAGUUCCACCUGACCUGUGACUCGGCUAACAACUGUGGGCGUGGUGACGACACGGACCAGUCCAACAGCGCACCUGCCAGCUGCUCAGAGGAAGAGCCAGUAGCCAUUAGUCCGGACUACACGCCGAUAUGGGUGAGCCUCGGUCUGCUGGGCGGGCUGCUCGCCUCGUUUGCCGUCUACUGGUGCUGCUGGCGCCCGGGAUGGGGCCCGUGGCGCCUCGCUGUUCUCCGUCAGCUGGGCUGCUGCGGUAAGACCGCCGGGUCGGGAAGGAAGACAGGCGCAAUGUCGGAGAAGUCUGGCCGUGACGGCUCCUUGGAUGGGAAGAGUGACUAUGGAGAUGAGGAGGAGCGAGGAGGAGCGGGGUCUGGACCAGCGUCGGGAGGACUGUUCUCAUGCUUUCGAGGAGGCCAACCGGGAGGCCCGGGGAAUACCGGCAAAGUAGGGCACGCUGGGCACGCUGGAGGACGUGGGGAGGGUUCACCGAAGACGAGAUGGGGACAGCAGGGGGAGAGACCUUUCAGCGGAGACGGAGACGGGGACGUCGGGAACGACUACUACCGGAUGGAGGACGUGUUUUACGGUGACGUGUACGACAUAGACGACUAUGCCGGCGGGCACGCGAGAGAGGCAAGGUAGUCCUCUGUAAGAUUGGCUUAUUGAACUAUAAAGAUGUUAUUAUCGGAUAAAAGCACAAAAAAUUAAACGUUGAUGCUUUAAGAUUUACUAGUACUG
This is a messenger RNA of Branchiostoma floridae (Florida lancelet), 1308 nucleotides long. RefSeq lists its product as uncharacterized. The transcript is spliced from 5 exons. Gene Ontology annotation, molecular function: protein binding. Lineage: Eukaryota; Metazoa; Chordata; Leptocardii; Amphioxiformes; Branchiostomatidae. The record is from RefSeq and is a predicted model, not a curated record. Bases 1 to 1212 code for a protein of 403 amino acids.